Messenger RNA from Dalotia coriaria, 1116 nucleotides. RefSeq lists its product as uncharacterized. Bases 123 to 947 code for a protein of 274 amino acids. The transcript is spliced from 4 exons. NCBI's taxonomy places the organism in Eukaryota, Metazoa, Arthropoda, Insecta, Coleoptera, Staphylinidae. The record is from RefSeq and is a predicted model, not a curated record.
CUUUGGCAUUUUUUUGAAGGAAUUGUCAUGGCAGCCAUUGAAGUGUCGUUUUCGGGUCGGGUUUGUCUAAAUGUAAAUUUCCCUCAUCUGAAUUUCACGUUGACAUUCCGAAAAAUAGUAAUAUGUCCCAUCCGGAGAGCAAAGACGAGCACAAAAUUGCAGCGAACGGCGCCCUCGGAGCGUCUAACUCAAAGAAACAAAAAGACACAACGCAUGAGGGCGCCAUUCCGAAGACGUCGAAGGAUUCGUCAGCAUCUACAUCUAAGAAAGUGGAUUUAGCAGUGACAAUGGAAACCUUACAACUGACCCCUAGCAGUUCCGAAGAAACCGUUACCAAACGAGACUGGAUCCGAGUCAAAGACAGUUUGGAGUCAAUUCCGCAGACUUCGGAUAUUAUAUGCUCCAAGUCGACGAGUUGCACAACAUCAAAGGACAAAUGUUAUAUAACCACCGAGUCGCCGCAUUCGGAGUCGCUUAUCGGCAAGGCGAAGAACACACCAGCCAGCUCCGUAUCGAAGGUGUUGCAAUGGGACACCUGGGAGAAGUUAGGCAGAAAGAAUAAGAAAGAAAACAAGCGAAGAAAACCUGAGAAGUGUAACGAACCAAGCUCAUCGACAUCACCGACGAAAGAUAAGGAUACGAACCGAAAGGAUUUUAAAUCUGGCGAUGAAGCACUACGACAACAACUCGAGAGUAUACCUGUGGAAGAAGCAUCUUAUGACGAGUAUGCUUAUCAACCGUACAAGAAGACGAUUAGGUCGGUGGAGUUCACGAAUAAAGUAAUGGUAGUGUAUAUCAACAAAGAAGAUAAAGUAGUGGGCGAAGCCUCGGAACCAUUGAAGAAGGAGCUCGAGCAACAAGUCCGCAACAAGGAGAUGCGGCGAGGACAUAUGCCGGACGUGACGUUUACGCGGCGGAGCAUGAUGAGUGAAUGGUUUAAAAAGUAGAAUGCAAGAAAGUAACUCACCAACAAUCAAGCACCAACAACUGGCAAUCAUUUAAAUUUGGUGGAAGUCAUUCAUUCUCUCCGCGAACUAUUGACACCACGUACGUCUGCAAAAUAUUACUAUUUUUGUCAUUUUUAAAUAAAUUGUUUCAAUUUGAACUUUAAAAACA